AUUUUGUUUUCUUUCUGCAGCCGACGAUUUGCACUUGUUGAAAAACGACUCCGAACACAUCAACAUACCGAGAGUUCGACCACCUGAAAUGACAUCGGGCGCCACAAUAGCUAACGAUUUACCCGUCUUGAAAGACGACGCCAAACUGAUAAACUUCACGAUUUCUCAACCGCCUGUACGGACAACGGUCGGAGUCCCUUCCGACACUAAAGCUGACGAUUUACCCUUCUUGAAAAAUUAUACCGAACCGACCAACUUCACGAUUUCUCAGCCGCCUGAACAAACAACGGUCAGAGUGCAUUCCAACACUACAGCCAACGAUAUAGAGAUCUUGAAAAAUAACACCAAACCGUUCAACUUCACGAUUUCUCAACCGCCAGAACAGACAACGGUCAGAGACCAUUCCAACGUUACAGGUAGAGAGAUAAAUAUUUCUAAGAUAUCAAAUCUCUUAAGGAAUGUAUCCUGCUUUUAUAAACUGACUGCAAAACCACUGUGUCUCUUUCUGAAUAUUUGUACAAGAGUAU
Messenger RNA from Octopus sinensis (East Asian common octopus), 527 nucleotides. RefSeq lists its product as uncharacterized. The transcript has 4 exons. The record is from RefSeq and is a predicted model, not a curated record. The annotation marks the transcript as partial. Lineage: Eukaryota; Metazoa; Mollusca; Cephalopoda; Octopoda; Octopodidae.